Messenger RNA from Pseudomyrmex gracilis, 3137 nucleotides. RefSeq names its product zinc transporter 7-A (gene ZnT86D). Gene Ontology annotation, cellular component: membrane; Golgi apparatus. Gene Ontology annotation, molecular function: zinc ion transmembrane transporter activity. Lineage: Eukaryota; Metazoa; Arthropoda; Insecta; Hymenoptera; Formicidae. The coding region runs from base 373 to 1452 and encodes 359 amino acids. The transcript has 3 exons. The record is from RefSeq and is a predicted model, not a curated record. Gene Ontology annotation, biological process: intracellular zinc ion homeostasis; transmembrane transport; zinc ion transport.
GAGUAAUGUUUUGUGAACGCAGGAGUGGUCGAAGCCUCACGAAGCAUGGCGCUCCUCCGUCAAAUAUCUCGUAUGCGAUCCGGUUUUCCGUGUUUCUGACAGCCAACAUGAAUCAAGAAGCUGUUUAAUAUUACGCACUGAACGUCAAAUUUGUCGAAACUCAAGCUGCCCGUUCGGAUCUCAACUACGACAAGAGAUGCGUUGUCAACAGCUGGAAAUAUUUCACGUUGCGAUUCACAACCGAUUCUAUUAAUUGUUUGGUAUCUUCGGCGGAUAUAACGUGUAAUAUUGGAGUAAAUGGUUUUUUUUUCUUGAGUGUAUGGAAAAGUUGCAGAUUGUGGUCCAUAGAUUUGAUUUUGGCACAAUCGCAAAAUGCUGCCGGUUUUCCACAAUCCACGUGACCCACAUUCCAACUUUAAGAGCAAAGUCAAGGAAAAAUUUUUGGGCUUGAUACGCCUUAUCUUCUCUGAUCAGAACACUCGGAAUUUGUUCCUGUUUCUGAUUCUCAACUUGUCUUUUGCUUUUGUGGAGUUGUUGUAUGGAAUAUGGACUAACAGUCUUGGCCUCAUCUCUGACAGUUUUCACAUGUUCUUUGAUUGUACUGGCUUGUUGUUUGGCCUAGCAGCAUCUGUUAUUACAAAAUGGAGGGCAAAUGAAAGAUAUUCGUAUGGAUAUGUCAGAGCUGAAGUAUUGGGUGGUUUUGUAAACGGAUUGCUUUUGUUAUUCAUUGCUCUGUUUAUUAUGUCAGAGGCAGUUGAGAGAGCUAUUGAACCACCAGAAAUCAAACAUGAGAGACUGUUUUUAGUUUCUGUAUUGGGACUUAUAGUAAAUCUAGUAGGAAUAUGUGCAUUUAAACAUGGGCAUGGACAUGGACACAGUCAUGGACAUGGCCACAGUCAUAAUCAUGGCAUGGGAGGGCAUCAUAAUCACUCCCAUGAAAAUCAUGAAUAUUCUCUCCUAAAUCACGACUACGAUCACGUUGAAAUGGAAACGUCUUUCAGUGGUACGAACUCACAAAUCAUGAAGGGUGUAUUUCUGCACAUUCUGGCGGAUACCCUUGGUUCCGUGGGUGUAAUCAUAUCGGCGGUACUGAUGCAAAUGUUUGGCUGGAUGAUCGCUGACCCGAUAUGCUCCAUGCUCAUAGCAGUAUUGAUAGUGUUAAGUAUAAUUUCGUUGAUGAAAGAAUCGUGGGAAGUGCUUAUGCAGAGACAGCCAGCGGCUCUGGAUCACGUUCUACCACAGUGCUACAACAAAGUUACGCAAAUGCCAGGCGUGUACAGUGUGCAAGAGCCUCAUUUCUGGACACUGUGCUCGGACGUGUACGUUGGAUGUUUGAAACUUGAAGUAGCAAGAGAAGUGGAUCCCAAAUCCGUUGUGAUAACGACGCAAAAGAUUUUCCAAUCGGCGGGCGUGAGACAGCUCACGGUUCAAUUGGAUUACGCCCCUAUGUGAUCUACGAAAGAUGCGCCAUGCUUCAUAGAACGUUACAAAAGUACUAACAGUGUAUCUGUUUGCGGACUAUGCAUAAUCUGCGACUGUGCACUUUUGGACUGCAGUCAAUAUUGCCUGGGACUACAAAUCGUUUGAGAAUCGUGCAUGCCUUAUAUGGAAAAACUGCUGACACAGGAUAAUUAAGCAACAAUUCCUAAGUAUUUCUAAGGAAAUCGAAUUAUUAAUUACUAAGUAACUAAAUCAGUUUUUAAAAUAACAAUAAACGGCAAACAAUCCAGUUUUUCAUCUCGGUAUUACGUAUUAAAAACAAAAAGUCAGUUACUUUCUCUCAUUCUAGAAUUUAAAUGACAAAUGCAAUCGCGUUUGUGAAUCUAGUUUUGUCAAAAAAGAAGAAAAAAGAAAAAUCUACUUUUGUUUGUUCAAACAUUGUAUUGAAUUGACUAUUUAUCUAAUCAGAUAUUUUUCACGUCCAAGUAUAAUUUAGCUAUAGUUAAUGUAAUGUGUAUGUGUGUGUAUAUAAUAUAUAAUAUAUAAUAUAUAUACUAUACACACUUUUUUAAUUUUACAAUAAUACUUCAAGGUGCAUUUUCAAACAUAUUUUUAAGAAUAUAUUUCUCAAACAAUGUCACACAUAACAUCAUAAGUGGCUAUAGCAAUCGAGACAGCUGAAAGAAGUUAGUCACAUGUAUAAACACAUAAAAAAUGCAAGAAGUAAAAAAAGUAAAAAAAGCAUACAUGAAAGAGCAGAGUUUUACACAAAAUACUUUUACAAGUAAAAUCAUCACUUUGUAUGAAUAUAUCUAAAAAAAAGAUCGCAAUUUAUUUUCUGUUCAUGCUAAGUACCUUCCAUCAGUUUAUUGAAUUAAUUACUUAGCAUGAAAUAUCUUUGUUGAGAAUACAUCGGUUAUACAUAUAUGUACCAUAUAUAUAUACAUAUAUAUGUAUCUGUUAUACAACGCGUAUUAUAUUUAUGUAUAUAAUUAUAAAUAAUAUGUAUAAUUAAUAUAUAUAAAUUAUAAUUUGUUAAGCGUCAAUAUGUAACUGUGACAAAUCGAAAUUUGUAAGAGUAUUUGGGCUGGAAUUCACAAAGUUUAAAAAUUGUUUUGGAAAUGUUUUUCUCGAUUUGUUACGUAAUCUUUCUACAAAUUAUUAUUUAGAUAAAUGAUUAAUUAGUUAAUUUUUAGACGAAUGAAUAAACGAUUCGUUCAGAUUUAGAAGAACAAUACAAUAAUUUUAUCGCAUUUCUAAAAGUUAGAAGGAGCAGUAAACACCAUACACUUCCAUUCCAUCUAUAUCAUAUUAAAACACACAUGUACUACCGAAACAUUAGGUACUUCCAAUUGUGAUGACGCAAGCCAAAAUAGAAAUUAUAUAUAUUGUGUUAAACAAAUAUAUUAAAAUAAUCUUUGUCAUCAUUCGGCUUUAGGAUGAAGAAAUAUUUAUCACGUGUUUAUUGUGAUAAUUCAGGCGCGACAAUUAACGUACUUUUAGAUAAAUGAGGAUUUAAUAAAAAAAAAGAAAAAAACAAAACUGGAUGUUUUCGCGUUAUCAGCUACAUAUAAAACAUAAACAGGUGCAUUGUUCUUGCGAAACCUUUGUUUUUCUACUAUCUUCAUUGCAUAAAGUUUAUAUAUGAAUGGGAAAUGCGUGUGAUUAUUAUAAAUAAAAACAUGUGUAAAUAAUAA